Cryptomeria japonica (Japanese cedar) is the source of this 819-nucleotide messenger RNA. RefSeq lists its product as uncharacterized. The transcript has 4 exons. The coding region runs from base 242 to 583 and encodes 113 amino acids. Lineage: Eukaryota; Viridiplantae; Streptophyta; Pinopsida; Cupressales; Cupressaceae. The record is from RefSeq and is a predicted model, not a curated record.
AAAUCAAAGGACUGGAGAAAAAACAAACCUGCUGUGAUUUGAAAUUCUCACAUAAAGAUUUUAGAAAAGGGAAGUUAGUGAAUACUUUCCCCAUAUGAUGUGUUUUUAGCUAAAAGUUGCUAAAUUACUCUUGAAAGAGAAAAAACUCCUCAACUUGUGUCCUGCUAUUUUUAGGUUGCUUACAAUUUGAAAGCGAACCAACUCUCGGAGAAUUACCAGGCCUUUAUCCCUAUAUUUGGUAAUGGAUUUUCAAUGGUGUGCUUUGGAUCCAAUGCCUUCCCUUGAGAUUUCACGAGUUCCACUCUUCUUCAGAUGCAAUUUGCAGAGUGAGGAGGAAAGAAAGAAUAUUGGGGUUAAGAUUCAAGAAAUGAAAUUUCUGGGUUGGUACAUAAAGCUUGCUGUUGGCUUUGCUUCAAUUGGGGCUGCCAUGGAGUACUUUAUGAUACAAACUGGCUUUUAUGAUAAAGUAACCGUCUUGGAGGCAGAGAAACGAGCUGAAGAGCUUGAUCCAAGAAACCAAGCUAUCAAGGAGGCUUUGAAUCCUUGGCGAAAACAAGAAUCGAUGAGAGAGAGAGAUCAUUAGACAUACAUUUACUUAUUCUUUGUAUUGGUUAGCAUUCUGAAGUAUAUGCAUUGUUGAAUUUAGUAUAAUUAACUACUUCAUCAUGUCUACAUUAUGCAUAAAGUCAAAUUGAUUCAUUGGCCUUAAAAUAUAUCGCACCCUUUUUUUCAUCACAGACAUUUAUAAGGUAAUUUGUAUCUCUAUAGCCAUGGCUAUGACCAAAUAAUGGUUAAUUUCACUGUCCAGCAGAUUAUCUA